Paramecium octaurelia is the source of this 1765-nucleotide messenger RNA. The record is from the annotation of a GenBank genome assembly. NCBI's taxonomy places the organism in Eukaryota, Ciliophora, Oligohymenophorea, Peniculida, Parameciidae.
UGAAUAUGGCUGAUAGAAAGUGCGUAGGCAAGAAAUAUGAAUAUUUUUUAAAAGAUAAACUAGGAUCUGGAACAUUUGCAGAGGUUGUCAAAGGAUAAAAUAAAUAGACUGAUGAAGUCGUAGCAAUUAAAAUUAUCAAAAAAUCCGCUUUGGAAAAAUAUGGGUAAUUCUAUCCUCCUAAUUAACUUUUAGCGAUGACAUUUUGGAGUAAAUUCAGCUAGAAGUCAAAAUACUCAAAGAAUUAGCGAAUCUCUCAAAACAGACAAAGUGUCCUUUUAUAAAUAGAAUAUACGAAUUCCUUGAAACUGCAAAUAACUUUUACAUUAUUUUAGAGUACUGUAAUUAAGGAACUUUGUAUGAUUAAAUCAAGAAGGUUAAAAAAAUAGAAGAAAAAGAAGCCAUUUUCAUUUUAUUUUAAUUACUUCAAGCUCUUUCCUUACUUGCUAAUAAUAAUAUAGCUCAUCGGGAUAUCAAACCAGAAAAUGUGUUAAUAAAAGACGGAGUCUACAAAUUAGGUGACUUUGGUUUUGCAAGUUAAAAAUCGUUAUAUAAAACUCAUCUUGGCACUUUUCCAUAUAUGGCACCAGAGUUUUUCAAUAGUGAUUCAUAUAAUUCAAAAGUUGAUAUAUGGGCCUUGGGACUUCUUACUCAUGAGGUGUUAUUCAAAGAAUUAUAUUAUAUAGGUAAAAGUCAAUAUGAUGUUCAAUAAAAAAUAUUAACAAAACCAUAUCUUUUAAAUGAUUAAAAGUACAAGAUUUCCGAAUAAUUAAAGAAUUUAUUAUGCAAAAUGGUCAAUAAAGAUUAAAAUGCAGUAUUAUACAAUAUAUAUGAUAUUAGAGAAUAUCUGCACAGGAAGCCUUAGCGGAUCCUAUUUUUGAUUUCUGUAAACACGACCCAAGAUAUCAAAAUAUUAUGGAAGCAGAAUAACUAAAUUGGGAUCAUCUUAAUAAAGUUGAUUAAAUUCAAGAGACAAUUGUCUUAUAAGAGCAGGAUACUCCAAUUGGGGGGAAAAAGUAGAAGGAAGAAGAGGAGUAAUAAAAGCGAGAUAAAGAGAAAUUGAUCCAAGAAAAGAAUCAAUUCAUCUAAAAUGGAAUAUCUAGCAUUAAGGAAGGAAUUCUUGAUAAAAUUGCAGGAAUUACUUUAAUGGUGUAAUUGGCGGAUUAUUUAUAUGAUAAUAUCUAAUAAGUAUGUCGAUUCGAAAUUCUUUAUAUUUUGAAAUAAGCCACUAUUUUGAUAUAAUAAUUGAGAGACCGACUUGAACAAAAGGCUAUAUUAGGUAAGCAUGAUCAUGUUAAGAUUGAAUUUGAUAGUGAAAUAUGGAUGCAUUUUUAUGAAGACAUAUCGUAAUAUAUAUGUGUUAAUGAUAGAGUAUUUUAAUUAAUUGAUGAUCUUGAAAAUCAAAAGAACAAAAUGAAAAAGAAAUAUAUAGACUAUGUUAAAUAAUUCAAUAGUUUUGCAUUUCAAAACUUUCCAGAUAAUUACUAAAAAGUAGAAUCAAUUGCAAAUUUAAAUUUAAGCAAACUUAUAGACAUUUAACUAUAUUAAGACUAAUUAUUCACUAAAAUGCAAUUUCUAAAAUAAGAUUCGCUUAAAACUUAAGAUGAGAAUAUCAAAAAUUAAAUAUAGAAGUGUCUAUUAUGGAUGUAUGCAGUCUAUGAUUAUUAAAAAUUAUGCUCAGGGCAAUUGUUAAACAUCUAAAAGUUUAUAAAAGGAAUAAUAAGUAAUGAUUUAGAUGAAAUGAAAUCUUGUUUAAUUGUUAGUUGAG